AAUGUGUUCAGACACAUACAAUACAGAGAAAUACAAGUGUCCUAUAACAGCGGCAUCCCCACAUUAGCUGCCAUGUUGCUCUGGUGACACAGUGAAUCAAAGCUGUCAGUCAACACCGCAGAAGGAAAGGAAAUUCAAAGUUUCAUCCCCCCUCCUCCUCCUCUUCCUCCUCCUCCUCCUCCUCCUCCUCUUGUUGUGCAGCGUUAGAGGAAUGAGAUAAUGGACGGGGACAGGAUCGACCAUAUGACGACUAACCUAAACGGGUUUGUCAGAUGUGUAGCUCAGACCUGGUUUCAGUGAGUCUCCUGCAGGUCUGGGACUGUGCGACAUGGACCUCCGCUGCCAGGACUGGAUGUCAGCUCUACCCGAGGAGCUGUGGGACGUUGCGCUCACCAACCUGGCCAUACCCGGGAGCCAUGAUGCCAUGAGUUACUGUCUGGACAUAAACUCCCCCCUGGUUUGGUCUGAAUCGGACUUUUUCAGGCUCCUGGAUAAACUUUUCUACUGCUUUACCAGACCUGCCAUUUUUAGAUGGGCUACAACACAGGACAAAAGCAUCGAGGAGCAACUUUCGAUGGGGAUUCGGUUCUUUGACCUCCGUAUCGCACACAAACCCAACGACUCCUCCAGCGACCUGUACUUCACACACGUCAUCUAUACACAUUUAACAGUUUUGGAAACACUGUCGUCUGUUGCCACCUGGCUGGAGUCUCACCCGAAGGAGGUCGUAAUCCUCGCUUGUAGCCACUUUGAGGGAAUCAGCGACAAACUCCAUCAGGCGUUCAUUUUCUCCCUGAAGAAGCUGUUUGGCUCAAAACUCUGCCCCCAGAAGGAACCAGUCCUGACCUUGAGGAGUCUGUGGGCAUCUGGUUACCAGGUCGUCCUGUCCUAUGACUCCCAGAUUGCAGCCCGACAUCAGGAGCUGUGGCCAGCCAUCCCCUACUGGUGGGCCAACCAGCGCACAGCACAAGGAGUGAUCAGUUACCUGGACUGGAACAAAGACCUGGGACGUCCAGAGGGCUUUUUUGUCUCCGGCCUGAACCUGACGGCCGACAGGAGAUACAUCACCGAGAACCCGAAGCAAUCCCUGCAGACGCUGACCUUCAGUAACUGGGAGUGUUUGAGGAAAUGGCUGGAAGAGCAGAAACCUGGGUCGGACCCCAAGAGCCUCAACAUCAUCGCAGGAGACUUUGUGGGGCCGCUUCCAAUCUGCUCUCUGGUCAUCGCACUGAACCAAAAACUUCUAAGGAAGCAUGCCGUCAGAUAAAAACAAAACAUUAUUAGCUGUGAUUUUAUCCCAGGGGAACGGAUCCCUGAGUGCCUUCAGUAUAAUUAAUUUCCUCUUGUCUGAGCUUUAACUUAAAGCAAUGUUUUUGGAAAGAAAUCUGUAUUUCUCUUUUCAAUUAAGGUGUUUUAAAUCUACAUAUGUAUGUGCAAUCUAUGUCUUUACAAGCAAGUACAUCAUUCUGUACUGUUAUAUUUUCAGAUAUUUUAAUAUACUGUACAAUACAUA
Dicentrarchus labrax (European seabass) is the source of this 1513-nucleotide messenger RNA. RefSeq names its product PI-PLC X domain-containing protein 1 (gene plcxd1.2). Gene Ontology annotation, molecular function: phosphoric diester hydrolase activity. Bases 329 to 1267 code for a protein of 312 amino acids. NCBI's taxonomy places the organism in Eukaryota, Metazoa, Chordata, Actinopteri, Moronidae. The record is from RefSeq and is a predicted model, not a curated record. The transcript has 6 exons. Gene Ontology annotation, biological process: lipid metabolic process.